AUGGCAAAAGCGGAUCUACUGGUUGUUUUCUUUGACCUGAUAUUGAGGCAGAUUCCGAUUGUUUAUUCAGAACAGUUUUAUUUCCUGCAGUCCAUCCCUGUGUGUAAUAUUCACGCUGUCCUACUUUAUGCAGCCACUGACUGUUCUGUCUGGUUUACUGUCGCUUUCACCUUUGAUCGAUUUGUGGCCAUUUGUUGCCAGAAGCUGAAAAGCAAAUAUUGCAGCAAGAAAACCGCGGCUGUGGUCCUGGGAACAGUGACUGUGCUGAGCUGUUUGAAGAACAUAUUCUGGUAUUUUAUGUUAACAGGUUUGUAUUGGUUUGGAAAUGAACCAUGGUUUUGUUCUGUGAAAAUCCAUGUUGAGGAUUCUCCCGUCUGGACAACAAUCGAGUUCCUCCACCACAUUCUAACACCGUGUGUCCCAUUCGUCCUGAUUCUUCUGCUCAACGUUUUCACCAUCAGACACAUCUUAGUGACCAGCAGAGCCCGCAGGAGACUCCGGGGUAACAACAGUGGAGAGAGUUGCAAAGACCCAGAGAUGGAGAGUCGACAGAAAUCCAUAAUUUUACUAUUUGUUAUCUCCUCCAAUUUCAUCCUGUUAUGGUCACUGAUAAUGGUGUUUUCCAUAUGGCGACGGAUGUUUCGUUUGGGGUAUACAUCUAUUUUUCUACAUUAUUUUGUUCAAGAAUUGGGAUUCAUGCUUCAGCUCCUGAGUUGCUGCACAAACACUUGUAUUUACGCUGUGACCCAGAAAAAGUUCCGAGAGCAGUUGCAAAAUGUGCUUAAAUGUCACUUCACUGUAACUGGUCAAUACAUUCAGUGA
Molecule: messenger RNA, 822 nt
Organism: Carcharodon carcharias (great white shark)
Lineage: Eukaryota; Metazoa; Chordata; Chondrichthyes; Lamniformes; Lamnidae
Product: probable G-protein coupled receptor 139
Exons: 1
Coding region: 1-822 (273 amino acids)
Biological process (GO): G protein-coupled receptor signaling pathway
Cellular component (GO): membrane
Molecular function (GO): G protein-coupled receptor activity
Source: RefSeq, a predicted model, not a curated record